This is a messenger RNA of Prorocentrum cordatum, 372 nucleotides long. Lineage: Eukaryota; Dinophyceae; Prorocentrales; Prorocentraceae. The record is from the annotation of a GenBank genome assembly.
AUGCCAAUGUACUUGUUCGUGCUGCUCCAGAUGCUGCUCGCGAUGCUGUACACGGUGCCGUUCACGGUGCUGUACCUGUUCGAGUUUUUCGCUUUGCUGUACCAGGUCGCCACGUUCCUGAUGAUGCGUGCGAUGUGGCACGCGAUGCUGUGCCCAGCGCUGUUCGCGGUGUGCCGGGUCGUGCUGUACCAGUUCUUACUUGCCCCGGCACCGGUCGGAAGUCGCGGCGUUUUUUUCGCGGGCAGCUCGCGGCGACCGCUUCGCGUUAGGACGUUCGGAUGCGGGCUUCUCGCCGAGAUCCGAUGGUUAUGUUCGCUCGAGCCGGGGGCGGCUCUCACCCUAGACCGAGGAAUUGGAGGCAUUGGAUCAUGA